AACAGAUCAUCUGACCAUCGACCAACUCACCAUAUCAAUCAGUACUGCCAUUAACCCUUUAACUGUUGUCUGCUGUGCAGUGUGCUGUUGUACUGCUGAUGAUAAAAUACAGAGAAAAUGGCUUUAAACUCCAGUAAACAUAAGUUUAUUUAUGAUUUGCCUUUUGAAGAAAAAGCAGAGUUAUGUAGAAUGCUGAAUCAGAAUGAGAAAUAUGAGGAAUUGGCAGGUUUGAUGGGAUAUGACGUUUCCCAGAUACAAACUUUAAGAUGUGAGUACAAUCCAACGGAUGAACUUUUGACAAAUUGGGGACAUCAUAAUCACACUAUUGCAGAAUUAUUUAUGUUAUUGUCUAAAAUGAAGCAUUAUCAAGCUAUGGUUCCUUUACUAUCUUUUGUAGAUAGUAAAUUCCAUCCUCUUUUUUACAAUGGCGAAGGAAAUCUUCAAAAACUUUUUAGAAAAGAUAAACAACUUCUCAAACUAGGAGCACAAAAUUUCAAUCAAGAUAAGAUACCUGAUAAAAAUAAAGCUAAAGUAAUAGUAAAUAACACUACAGAUGAUGAUCGAAAAAUACUAAAUUGUGAGAAUUUUGAACUACAAAAUGAAUUACCAAGUCAUUCCAAUAAUUUGCUAGCUUCAAUACCUGAAAUAUUCUCAACAACAUUACCUCGAAUCUCAUAUAAUGAAUUAGCUGCUGCUACAGAAAAUUGGAAAAGAGAAAAUCUGUUGGGUAAAGGAGGCUUUGGGACGGUUUUUAAAGGUAUUUGGAAAAAUACUGAAGUAGCUGUUAAAAAAAUUGAGCCAAGAGGUUCUGAUUAUGAUGAAAGUUACGCCUUGCAAUUAGAGCAAUCAUUUCGUGAAAUAAAAAUAUUAAAUUCUCUACCUCAUGAAAACAUUUUGCCACUUUAUGCAUAUAGUAUUGGUGGUGAGGCACCUUGUUUGGUAUACCAAUGCAUGAAAAAUGGUUCUUUAGAAGAUCGUUUGCAUUUGAGACAUGGGACGCCACCUUUAAAUUGGCUCCAACGACAAGAAAUUGCUAAGGGAACUGCCAGAGGAUUGCAAUAUUUGCAUACUAUACAUGAAAAACCUCUCAUACAUGGUGAUAUAAAAAGUGCUAACAUUUUAUUGGACAAAAAUUUUGAACCGAAAAUUGGUGAUUUUGGUCUAGCACGAGAAGGUUCAGUUGAUGAUUCAAUGAAAGUCAGUAGAAUACAAGGAACUCGACCUUAUUUGCCUGAAGAGUAUAUUUUUGGAAGAAAUUUAUCGACGAAAAUCGAUACAUAUAGUUAUGGUAUAGUUUUAUUUGAAUUAGCGACUGGUUUGUCGGCCCAUGACAAGACUAGACCAAUAAAUAAACGUCUGAAAGACUAUGUAGACAGUUUAAACGACACAGAUAUUUAUCUAUUGAAAGAUAAGAAAGCUGGAGAAAUGUAUGACGAAAUCUUUAGAUAUCUAAUGUCACUAGGGAAAUGGUGUUCAAACAAAUUGGCUGAACAUAGACCAGAAAUGGCUGUUGUUUAUAAAAAAUUUAAAAACUGAUUAAAUAAUUUUAAUUGUACAGAUUUUCUACUAAUGUUUUUGUUGUAGAUUUUGUAAUUAAUGUUGCAGAAUAAGUUUGGAGUUAUUUGAAAAACAAACUGUUGUAAGAAGUCAAAAAUUAUUUUGUAGGAGUAAUUUCUUUUUGAAAAUUAUCAUUUUUUUCGUCAUAUUGUCUCUCGUGAUCAUGAUGAGAGGUUUUAGAUAACUGUUUUCUUACUUGAAAUUUUCAUGCUUUGUUGUAUAAUUUUUGUGAAAACUUUGUGAUUGAAUAUGAUAAUGAUAUUCAGUAUGUACAAAAAAUAUUUUACACUUCCAUUCUUGUAUAUAUUUUUGAAUUAAUAUAUUUAUACACAAAAAUAAUAGUAAAAUAUGCUAAGAUUUACUUUUGUAAAUCUAAGUAUAUUUCAAACUCCGCUUGCCUUGAUGUGAUAAUUUAAUUGAAAUUGUUGUUUUAUACUUCCGUACAAGUUGACUAAGUUGACUAUAUUAAACACACACACACGCCCACUCAAAUGUGUGUGUGUGUGUGUAUGUGUAUGUGUGUGUGUGUGUGUGCGUGUGUAAACCUGUAUGUAGAAUACUUUUUAGCAAUAUAUGCGAUAUUCAAUCAUCUGAUAUUUGAUUAAAUCGUAAUUUGUUUUCAAAAAUAUUUUUAAAAAAUGCAUAAUUAAGUAAUUCAUUUAUGUUUACGUUUGUAUUUUAAUAAUUGUUUUCAAAUGUUGAUCGAUCAAUGAUGUUUCAAAUGUGUAUUCCUAGAUGGCGUCCUACGGUAUUUUUGUAAAUUAUUAUACACUGUAUAAUAGUUGAAUUUUAUUAAAAAUUUUAAUAAUAGUUAUUAUUAACAGAAUAAGGUGCAAAAAUUGUUAAUUAAAAGCUACUUGUAUACGAAUUUUUAAUUACAACAAAGUUAUGUGUAAUAUUACGUA
Molecule: messenger RNA, 2462 nt
Organism: Phymastichus coffea
Lineage: Eukaryota; Metazoa; Arthropoda; Insecta; Hymenoptera; Eulophidae
Gene: pll
Product: serine/threonine-protein kinase pelle
Exons: 5
Coding region: 118-1536 (472 amino acids)
Biological process (GO): protein phosphorylation; signal transduction
Cellular component (GO): plasma membrane
Molecular function (GO): protein kinase activity; ATP binding; protein binding
Source: RefSeq, a predicted model, not a curated record